Molecule: messenger RNA, 819 nt
Organism: Diaporthe amygdali
Lineage: Eukaryota; Fungi; Ascomycota; Sordariomycetes; Diaporthales; Diaporthaceae
Product: 3-oxoacyl reductase
Exons: 2
Coding region: 1-819 (272 amino acids)
Molecular function (GO): oxidoreductase activity, acting on the CH-OH group of donors, NAD or NADP as acceptor
Source: RefSeq, a predicted model, not a curated record
AUGACCCAGAACGGCGCCUUGCCUGUCCUCCCUCUCGAGGGCAAGGUCUUUGCGAUCACCGGCGGAGCUUCCGGGAUCGGGCUGGCCACGGCACAGAGUCUCGCGCGGAAGGGCGCAAUUGUCUGCAUAGCUGAUUUGGACCAAUCUGCACUGAACAGCGCCGGGUCCUUGUUCACCUCCCAGAAACGCAGCUUCAAAACAUCAAAGGUGGAUGUCUCGAAACGGACCGACGUCGAGGCGUGGAUAGAGAGCAUCGUGUCAGAGUUUGGGCGGUUAGACGGGGCUGCAAAUGUCGCCGGGAUCAUUGGGAAGGGUCACGGGAGGGACGCGGUGACGGCUCUAAACGACGACGAGUGGGACCGGAUCAUUGCUGUGAAUUUAACAGGGAUGAUGUACUGCUUGAGAGCCGAGCUGAGGAGAAUAGUGGACGGGGGCUCGAUCGUCAACGUCGCUUCCAUCCACGGGACGAAAGUUGGGCCCACCGCUCAUACAUUCACUUAUGCCGCAGGGUUCGCGCGGCAUGCUGCAUAUGAUGCCAGCAAGCACGGCGUGAUAGGGUUGACGAAGGCCGCUGCCCAAGAGAAUGGUCCUCGCGAAGUUCGAGUGAAUGCCGUCGCUCCUGGCUCGAUAUACACGCCUCUCAUGCAGAAGCACUGGGACCUAAGCGGCAGGGCUGCAGACGCACCCUUUGACGAACCAAGCGCUUUCCAAAGACAGGGAACGGCGGAGGAGGUAGCAAACGUGAUUGUGUUCCUGCUGGGUCCGGACAGUACAUUUGUGAGCGGCAGCGUGUACGCAGUGGAUGGGGCUUGGACAUAA